This is a messenger RNA of Etheostoma cragini (Arkansas darter), 1483 nucleotides long. Its product is annotated as nuclear factor 7, brain-like. The record is from RefSeq and is a predicted model, not a curated record. Gene Ontology annotation, molecular function: zinc ion binding; protein binding. The transcript has 5 exons. Bases 15 to 1454 code for a protein of 479 amino acids. Lineage: Eukaryota; Metazoa; Chordata; Actinopteri; Perciformes; Percidae.
UCAGAGACAUUUAGAUGCAAAGACAAAUGGCUGAGAAAGCUGCUCUUCUUGGACGUUUCCUGAACUGCCAUGUGUGUUCAGAGACUUUCAGUGACCCUGUGUCUCUGAGCUGCAACCACAGCUUCUGUUCAAACUGCCUGUAUCAGUUCUGGGAACAAGCUAAAAACAAAAACUGUCCUAUUUGUAAAACAAAGUCCUCCACAGAUGAACCAGGAGUGAACUUUGCUCUGAAGGAACUGGCUGACUCCUUUGCUGAGAGGCAGAAGAAUGAUUCACCUGAGACGGAAACUGAAAAGGACAAAGAGGAAGUUGUGUGUGAUAAACAUCCAGAAGUCCCUUAUUGGUUCUGUGAGGAUGAAGAUCGAGCUGUGUGUCCUGUCUGUGAGUUUUCUCUCCACCAGGGUCACAAGGUGGUUCCUAUAGAAAAAGCAGUCAGUGACCUGAAGGAGCAGAUUAAAUCUGACUUAAAGUCUCUACAGGACAAGAGGGACAAAUAUGAAGAAGUGGAGAAUACAUACAAUGAAGUAAUUCAACACUCCAAGAAGCAGCUGUCAUCCACAGAGAGGCAGAUCAGAGCAGAGUUCAACAAGUUGCAACAGUUCCUGAAAGAGGAAGAGGAGUCCAGACUGGCUGCUCUGAGGGAGGAAGAGGAGCAGAAGGGGAAGACUAUCAGCAGAGAGAUGAAGAUGAUCCAGGAGCAGAUCUCCUCUCUGUCAGACAGUAUCUCUGCUGUUGAAGAAGAGCUGCAGAAACACAGCGUGCCAUUCCUCAGCAGUUAUAAAGCCACUCAGACCAGAGCCAGAGUCCAGUGCUCACUGUCAGAUCCACAGCUGGUCUCAGGAGUGCUGACAGAUGUGGCCAAACAUCUGGGCAACCUGUCCUUCAGAGUCUGGGAGAAGAUGAGGGACAAGGUCCACUUCAGUCCUGUCAUUCUGGACCCAAACACUGCAAACUCCUGCCUUCAUCUGUCUGAUGUUCUGACCAGUGUGAGACGUGGAGACACCAAGCAGCAGCUUCCUGACAAUCCAGAGAGAUUCACUAAAUAUGCCUUGGUUCUGGGCUCUGAGGGGUUCAGCUCAGGGAAACACAGCUGGGAGGUGGAGGUGGGAGACCAUCCUGACUGGGCACUGGGUUUGGCUAAAGAGUCAGUGGACAAGAAGGGGGAGCUAUGUGUCUCACCAGAAUAUGGAAUCUGGUGUUUAUUUCAUCGCAGUGGAAAAUACAAUAAUGGAGCCAGUAAGACCGUCACAGUGAACAAGAGUCUCCAGAGGAUCAGAGUCCAGCUGGACUAUGACGGGGGGGAGGUGUCCUUCUACAACCCUGAAGACAAGACUUGCAUCUGCAUUCACAGAGACACUUUCACUGAGAAACUCUUACCAUGGUUCAGUAUUGGUACGGCUGGUGACUCUAAAACUGCUGACAUCAAAAUCUGCCAGACUGAGAUUUCUCUGUGAUGUUCAGGGAGCCUGAUGAUGAUGGUGAU